Arabis nemorensis is the source of this 1155-nucleotide messenger RNA. Lineage: Eukaryota; Viridiplantae; Streptophyta; Magnoliopsida; Brassicales; Brassicaceae. The record is from the annotation of a GenBank genome assembly.
AUGUAUUAUCCUAUAAUAGCCUCUGAUUCCAACGAGCCAUCGCUUUCUUCAUUACCAAGAGACAUCGUUUGGAACUGCUUACUCCGCGUCCCACGGAGUAAUCACCUAAACAUCUCUUGUGUCUCCAAAACCCUUAGGUCCCUUGUUCUCUCGCCUGAGUUCCGAUCCCUCCUCCCCAAGGAUUCCAUUUAUGUCUCCUUCCUCGCUCCUCGUACUGCAAUGUCUACGAACUGCCAUUGGUUUACUCUCCGUCGCCUUCCCAUUGAGAACACAAAGAAGAUUCAGUAUCGAUUAUUCGCGGUCCCGAUUCCGUUCCCUUGUGAUGCUGGUCUCUUUCGUUCUUAUUACCCAACAAGUGUUGUGGUUGGGCCAGAGAUCUACUUUGUUGGCGGACCCUACUUCUUGAACCGCUCCUCGGAUCUCUGGAUUUUUGAUACUCGGUCUGGAAAGUUGACACAGGGACCAAGCAUGAAGGUUGCUCGCACGGGUGACUACCUCGUGGGAGUGGUCGAUGGGAAGAUAUACGUGAUUGGAGGAGCGUGUAAAGAUGAGGAGGAGAUACAAGUGGAGGUUUUUGAUCCGAUAUCGCGGAGUUGGAGUUUCCUAGGAGAGGAGAAAAUGAGAUCAUGCAUAUCUAGACAGUUCGCCGUGUCAAUGAAUCGGAAGGUUUAUAUGGUUGGUUAUAGUGCGUGCAUCUCUGCGUAUAACCCUAAUCUGAGUGAAGGUAGAAGAAUAUUGGAGAUGAUACCAAAAUCUAAGAAAAGAACAAGAGAUGAGAUGUUAAGUUGUGCAACAAGUGAUGGAGUGGUGUGUGUGUGUGUGGUAGAGAAUGUGAUGUAUGCUUGUUUUGCUUGGAGUGGGUUAAAGUGGUUUGACACUAAGCUAAAGGUAUGGAAAAAGUUGGUCAAGGUUGAUGGGAAGCCAGUGUAUGCCUUUUCUGUCUCUGCGAUGACGGAAUAUAAUGGAAUGCUAGCGGUUUUGUGGCCGCAAAGAAAGUUUGACUCCGAGGAGAAGAAGGAUGUUAUAUGUGGAUUCAUCUCUUUGUAUAAGGUUGGAGAAAGGAUUUGUGGCAAGAUCGAGUGGUCUGGUAUUGUGGCCACAGUCCCGAGUGACUUUAGGUCACUGCGUUGUUUAGUUGUUUCCGAUCAUCGAUGA